GUGGUAACAGGAUGUACAACCACCAGCAGAAGUUAAUGGCUCAGCGGCGGGUCCAGGAGCAGCACCGGCAGCAGGAGGCCCAGCGGGUGGACAGAGAGCGGCAGGUCCAGGCCAGCCUGAAGGAGCAGGGCUUCGAGAGGAGGAGAUAUCUGCGACAGGUGCAGCAGGAGCUCAGGGAGAAGCAGAUAGAGAGCGCCCUGCUCAAGGCGGAGGAGGAUCGAGUUAACCGGGAAAGGCAGCUUGAACAGGAGGAGAGAAUGGCCAGGGAGCUGGCCCGCAUCAACCACGAGAAGCAGAAAGAGGAGAAAAUGAGGCAGUAUAUCAAAGAGAACAGCAUGGAGCUUCGAGAGCUGGAAUUGAAGCUGAAGUCUGCGUACCUGAACAAGGACAGAGCCGCACAGAUUGCUGAGCAGGAGGUCAUGAGGUUUGAGACAAUGCGUGAAGAGGCAGACUACGCUCGCAAGAUGAGGAGCGAGCGGGAGCGGGCAGCCGUUGAGCAGCAGAAGCUGCAGCAGAAGCGCCAGGAGGAGAUGGUGCAGUAUCAGAAGGAGCUGGAGCAGCAGCUCAUGGAGAGGGAGCGCAGGAGACAGGAGGCGUAUGAGGAGUUCCUCAAAGAGAAGCUCAUGGUGGACGAGAUCGUCAGGAAGAUUUACGAGGAGGAUCAGAUGGAGCGGCAGCUGAAACUGGAGAAAGUCAGAGCCACCCAGCAGCACGUCGAAGAGUUCAAGAGACAGCAGGCCGAGUGGAGACGCAUGGAGCGAGAAAGGAUGGAGGCCGAGAACCGGCGCAUCAUGGAGUUUGCCAGGCAGCAGCAGCACAUGGAGGAGGACAGGAUGGCCAAGCUAAAAGAGAGAGAAGAGGCGAAGGAGCAUCUCCAUAAAUUGCUCUGCGUGAAGAUCGAGGAGGAGCAGCAGCAGCGUGAAGAGAUGGAGCGUGUCCGUCAGGAGCUUUAUUUGGAAGAGCAAGAAGAGGCUAACAGGCAGAGAGAAAUCGAAGAGAUGGAGAAGAAAAUCAAACAGAGGCUGAUGAUGCAGCAGACCUUCCAGGAGCAGCUGGCUUUCAAAGAGAUGCGGAGGCAGGCUGAGAAAGAGGAAGAGGAGGCCUUCAGGAAGAUGAUGAUGGCCAAGUUCGCAGAGGACGACCGUAUAGAGCAGAUGAACGCCCAGAAACGACGCAUGAAGCAGCUUGAACACAAACGUGAGGUGGAGAAACUAAUAGAGGACAGAAGACGACAGCGGGAGGCCGACAUGGAGCUGGAGGCUAAAGAAAGAGCGAUUGAGGAGCAGAAAGAGGCGUUGCGGAGACAGAUCGUUGAAGAAGAAAGGCAGAGGCUUCUGAAGCGUCACGCAACACAACUCCUUGGAUACUUGCCUAAGGGCUUGCUGCGGGAGGAUGACCUGGAACACUUUGAUGAAGACUUCAGAAAACACUUUAAAACACGUCAGGCUGAUGCUUUCUCUGAUGAUGGCUGGGAGGCCAACGAUUAGAUGCUUCUCCUCCAAUCUGCCACUAGAGGGCA
Messenger RNA from Oreochromis niloticus (Nile tilapia), 1519 nucleotides. Its product is annotated as meiosis-specific nuclear structural 1. Gene Ontology annotation, cellular component: motile cilium. The record is from RefSeq and is a predicted model, not a curated record. Gene Ontology annotation, biological process: cilium organization. Lineage: Eukaryota; Metazoa; Chordata; Actinopteri; Cichliformes; Cichlidae.